AUGUCAAACUUCCCAAAACUAAUCCCCGCAUUCACAACUAACAUCGUCCUCGACCCUCCCAUCUCAGUAGGCUCCGUCUCCCAUGGCGCCCCCCUCACAAUCGCAACCUUCCGCUCCGAAAACUCCUUCCUACGCUCCGAACCAGAUUAUCCCAUAAAAGUAAACGCGAAAUUCGUUCAUGGGGUAGAUAAUAUCCGACAAGAUCCCUCUGGGAAACACCUUCGGCUCGACGUAACAUCCACCCUCUCCGACACGACCGGCGCCUAUAUCCUGUACAAAUACAGCGGCAUAAUCACGCUAACACCUCAGAUCGGCGCCGUGUUAUCUGGUGCUCCCGAUGCAGCGACGACGGAGUUCGGGAAUGUAGUUACGCAUGUGUUGUUUGAGACGGGGAGUGAGGCGUUGCGGGGGAUGGAGGAGAAAAUCUAUGUGGGGAGCGGCCGAUUUGUGGUGGAGAAGGGAAAGCCGGUUGUGGUUGAGUAUAUGAUUAGUGAGGUUGUGGCUUGA
Molecule: messenger RNA, 507 nt
Organism: Glarea lozoyensis ATCC 20868
Lineage: Eukaryota; Fungi; Ascomycota; Leotiomycetes; Helotiales; Helotiaceae
Exons: 3
Coding region: 1-507 (168 amino acids)
Source: RefSeq, a predicted model, not a curated record